Phycomyces blakesleeanus NRRL 1555(-) is the source of this 450-nucleotide messenger RNA. RefSeq lists its product as hypothetical. The transcript has 4 exons. The coding region runs from base 1 to 450 and encodes 149 amino acids. NCBI's taxonomy places the organism in Eukaryota, Fungi, Mucoromycota, Mucoromycetes, Mucorales, Phycomycetaceae. The record is from RefSeq and is a predicted model, not a curated record.
AUGAAGAAUGAAUAUACACUAAUUUAUUGGUACAAUUAUUUGUAUGUUACUGUCUUUGUGUCUUUCUCGGGUACAAGUGCUCGAAAGACGCUAUUGUUUUAUCGUUUCAAUAUCGUCAAUUUUUCUUUAAGCUACCACCAAAAUCUAUUUAUUUUUCACUUAACCUUUGAAGAGAUUGCAGAAAAUAUUUCCUGUCCAGAAAAAGACAGAAUCAUAUCGUCCCUAUCAAUUGGCACAUUUGAAAGCACCAAGCAAGUAAGCCUCGCAUAUCUAUCUCUUUGUGGGUUGGAAGAUAUGAAAAACUGGUCUGUACCUCACAACGAAUACCAUAGACGCAUUAAAGAUGCAAUAACGGGAUGUCUACUUCGCAAACAUGGAUUUAAUGUUUGUUUGUUUGAUGAAUUUAGUACUUCCAGGCACUGUCCUUCAUGCUCUCAGUCUUCCCUUUGA